Molecule: messenger RNA, 3196 nt
Organism: Galleria mellonella (greater wax moth)
Lineage: Eukaryota; Metazoa; Arthropoda; Insecta; Lepidoptera; Pyralidae
Exons: 15
Coding region: 293-1963 (556 amino acids)
Biological process (GO): protein modification by small protein removal
Molecular function (GO): peptidase activity
Source: RefSeq, a predicted model, not a curated record
GUUAUCAAUUGUCUAGGUAUUUUCGUCAUCUUAGAUUUUUUAAAAUCGUGUUUGUAUUAUACCGGAUACAGAUAUGCCUUGAUUUGUUCCAUAUAAAACUGCCAUAAUUCGGAAUGUUGCAUGUCUUAUAUAUUUAUUUUUAAUUAAUAAUUCGGAGAAACGUAGAAUUUAAAGCAAGAUCAGAAGUUUGUACAACAUUUACAAUAUUAAAUGUAGUUACUAAGUGUUUUUCAAAACUACUGGGUAAAAAAGAAAACAUCUAUUAACCAAGCAGUGAUACAAUUGCGAGGAGAUGGCUUCAGAGACUGGUGUACCGGUGGAGCUCUAUAUUUAUGACCUCACACAUGGACUGGCUUCCAUACUAUCACCUGCUAUACUCGGCAAACGGAUCGAGGCCGUGUGGCACACGUCCAUCGUGGUGUACGAGCGGGAGUUCUUCUACGGCGGCGGUGGGGUCACCAGCUGCGCGCCGGGCGGCACGCAGCUGGGCCCGCCGCAUCAGGUAGAGCGGCUCGGGGAGACCUUCGUGCCAUUCCAGGUGUUCGUGGACUACAUGCAGGGGCUGGCCACCACCACCUAUACCGGCGCGGAGUAUCGGCUGCUGGAGCACAACUGCAACCACUUCAGCGAGGAGGUGGCGCAGUUCCUGUGCGGCGCGCAUGUACCCAAGCACAUUGUACAGCAGCCCGAGCUCGCGCUCACGCCGCCGCAGCGGCUCGCGCUGCAGGCGCUGCUCGACAACCUCGUGCCCGACUCCACGCAGGCGGUGUACGCGAACGGAGUGCGGCACAGUCGGCGCGACAGCCCCGACUUCCUUACGCUCAACACGCAGAUAGAGGAGGCUAGGGUUCAGAGCGCCGAGCUGGAGCAGCGGCGCAGCUCGCUGGCGGAGAAGCUGGCGCGCAAGGAGCGCAAGCGGGAGAAGAAGCGGAAGAAGAUGCAGCGCGAGCGCGGCGACCACGCGGCUGCAGAUAGCGAGAUGGCCGAAGCCGUGGAAGCGCCGCGGUCGGAGGAGCUGCCGCGCGCGGGCCCCAGCGCGGCCGAGCUGGAGCUGGAGGCGGACGAGCGCCGCCAGGAGGAGCAGCGCAAGCGCAGCCGCGACCCGCCCAUUGUCUACAAGGACAUCGAUGGUGCGGCUGAGUUCGAGAAGCUGUCGAAGGCGCUGGAAGGUGUGGAGUUGUCGCCGGAGGAGCGGCAGAGCCUCGAUGAGCUGCAGCAGUACCUCGUGCAGGGCGAGGGCAGCUGGGUACUCGGCGAUGAGUUCUUGACCUUUAUUGGGCGCGUGCUGAACGACCCCAGCAUCAGCAGCGAGGCGCGCGUGGACGCGCUGCGCUGCUUGGCGGCGGGCGCGCUGCGGGAUGACGUGUCGCUGCUGCUGCACCAGGACCGCCGCCACCACGCGCUGCUCAACUACGCGCACGGGCUCGACGGCCACCCGCUGCCUGAGCAACGAGCCACCGCGCUGCUGAUGUGUAACCUGUUCGAGAACAUAUCGUCAUCGGAGUGGUUGCUGUACAUCAGCGAGUGGGACUACAACGGGCAACCGCUGUCCAACAUACGUGCCACCACUAAGGUGUGCGUGCACAGCUGCCUGGCCGAGGACGCGGAGCUGCGCGAGCUGGGCACCGCCCUCAUGCACAACAUCGCCACCAAGGAGCGGUUCAGCGUGGGCCGCGCGCUCCGCGACCUGCUGCCGAGGCACGCCAAGUCCAAGGUGUUCGACGAGGUGUGCGUGGAGCUGGCGAUGGCGCUGCUGCAGCUGCUGCAGCUGCUGCAGCUGCUGCAGGCGGCGCCGGCCGAGGAGCACCUGUUCCGCGCGCUGCGCGCGCUGGCGCGCCUGGCCGCGCACUCGCACGACGUGCCGCAGCUCGUCGCCGUCGUCGGGCCCGACCCCUCCGCCUUCAGAGGCACGAGCCAGCGCGUGGACGAACAGAUAGAUUUAAUCAUGAAGAAAGUCAAGUAAACCACAAGUGCCUACGUAUGUAGUCUGAUAGUUAGUCUACUUCACCUACAGAGGGCGUUCUGUAUCGCAUCGGACAUUUUAUGAAUACGUUCAAUCUAGUUAGUGCUCAAAUGCAGUUGGCUCGUCAUUUUAAUUUCGAACACUUGGUCACACGAGCACUUUGUUUUUUUUUCAUUUCGAAGAGGUUGUUAGAUUAAGUAGAUAACACGCAUUAGAAGAGGAUAGUGCUCUGUCUCGUUUUCCGACAAAAGAUGGCGUUAGAGUCGUCGCUACCUAUUAUUUAUGUUCAGAUCAAUUAAUGAAGAAGUACUUUUUGUGAGCUUUUAUUAACAACAAUAUUGUACUAUAUUUGGCGUUAUUUAAUUUUUAAUAAGUCUGAUAUUUUUAUGUACAACUGCAUUAAAUUAAAAUAUUUUUUUUUUGUUGAAUUAUCUACGUACACGUGCAUACAGUUAGGUGCCUUUACAAAAUUUAAAAUCAGCCGCCAUUACAUUAAAAAAAAAUAGUUAUAUAUUACUCAGUAAAGGGGUAAUGCGAUUUCUUACAGUAGUAAUUAAUUUUUAUUAUAUUGUUGGAGUCAUUAUAAGCUGAUAUGCUAACCAUACAGUUGGCAUUCUUAAAAUUAUUAAAAUAAAAAAAAAAAUUAAAUAUUCUUAGUUGCACAAUAGUAACACUAGAUGCGUUGGAUACAAGUGUAAAUCUCUUAUGAAGUCAUGAUUGUAGGCUACAGAGACGUAACACCAUGGUCCUCGCACGAGGGUACCAGUAUUAUGAAUAUAGUGCUGGCCAUAUGUAUGGUUAUGGUUACCGCUUUCCAUCAGGCGGGCCGUCAACUAGUACUAUCGUGACUUGAUUUAUACAAAGAGGUCAUUUUACGUUAAGUGUAAUGUACAAAAUGUACUAUUAACAUAGCGUUUUUGGAAGCACUAUACAUGAUUCUAGAUUGGUUUAACUCAAAAUAUAGUAUGCCACGGUAUGGCAAGCUAUACAUAUGCGUAUAGUAAUUAUUUAUUAACGAUAUCCGAUGAUUAUAACAUCAAUAAUGUAUCAUUAGCAAUGAAGUUGUAUUGGAUCCGUACAAACGAUGGCGGCGUCGUGUUGUAACGUUGUAAAUAAAUUGUAGUGUUGUUAGCAAUGUAUCGGUAAGUGGACAAAUUUAGCGUAAGUACCUGAGCUUAUCACGAGCCUUUGUAUGAUAAUAUAAUUAAUGAAGUAUAUAUAUAUAUAUAUAUA